Molecule: messenger RNA, 1274 nt
Organism: Oryzias latipes (Japanese medaka)
Lineage: Eukaryota; Metazoa; Chordata; Actinopteri; Beloniformes; Adrianichthyidae
Source: RefSeq, a predicted model, not a curated record
GGGAUGCAUUAAUAAUGUUGUUUUGCAUUCAAAACAAAAAGCUUCUUUUGAAAAAAGGACAACACACUUGCACAUACCAAAGUCAUGGUCUGCUACUUUUUAAAAGACUUAAACAGCCAGUGGCAUCUUUCAUAGUAACCCACUACCUGCAAUUAGAACAUAAAAGAGGAGAAGAUGAAAGCAAUCUGAGUUUCAACGUGAAGAAUGACCGUUUCACCUUGAUCUAUAAGAAGUAGGCCUUUGUCUACUUACCAGAAACUAGCCUGCUUGUUGCACCUCUUCGCACAACUAAUGCAAUGUUCAACACACAAUGGUAAGAUAGAAGUCAAUCUGGAGCAUCUUACCAGAAACUACAAUUAACUGAGGUAAAGGCUUUGAUGUGGCUCCACAUAAAAACCUUACAGCACUCUCUUAGGCAAACAAAGCAAAGGACUGCGGGCACAAGUCAACAAUGAAGACUGUCAUCUUUUGUCUUCUGCUGCUUCCUCUAGCAGCCGUGGUGGAAAACGCUCCAGUCAGAGCUCAAAGAAACAAUGUGGUCAAUUUUUUAAAGGGGACAUUUGGCUCAACCACAGAGAAGACCACCACAGCAAAUCCCCCUGCUUACAGAAACCUACACAGCAGUCAAGUUGAAGAGCAGGAUUCAGAAGAGAAAUUCAAGGAGAGUGAUGAAAUCCUGAUUCUCGAAGGUGCUGCAAACCAGGCCGUUCCAUGGAGGAGACCAGCAGGACAAAACCUGAAACUAACUGACACGAGCAGCAGACUGAUCGAGGAUCACGACGGGCAGAAGCAAAGCGGAUAUCAGGGACAAGUGCAAGCAAGGGAGGAGCAGAGCGAUCUCAGUAGUGAGGAAGAAAUGAUGCUGGAUGGUAAAAGAGUGAGACAAAGCACCAAUCUCCAAAGACAGCCAGGAAAUACAAGGAAGAACAGGAUGAGUGGCAGACCGGUCCCAGACCAAAGCCAGGAGGAGCCAGACUGGGAUAGCUUUGAGAACAAUCGGGGUGCAGGAGCAGCUGUGGACAACAGUCGACAUGCAAACUGUGAUGAAACCAGAGAAUGCUCCAGCGUGGAAACACACGCUGCCAUUGGUGAGAGUUCCUUUUCCUCAGUUUUUUGCUCAUCAACCGCUUAGUGAUGCUCACUUCUCUCUUUCUGUUUGCGCUUAAGGGCCCGACCGCUUCCCAGCUCUUCCAGCCUUCAGCUAAGCAGCCUGCUGUUCAAACAUGGAGGUGUGUUCUCUCUGCAUCAUAAAAGGGAUUUCUACAACUGUUUUA